UCAGACGGGGUUAGAGGCUGAGGUCAGCGCCUUUUCCAUUCCAAACACCCAGAAACAUCAGUGAGAAGGGAGGGGAUUCAGAUUACAACCUUCCCGUCCUCCCCUUCCAACCCUGCCCCACACGCACGCAGCGCCCGGACCCGCUGCCACUGCACGGCGAGCGCUGCCCGGCUGCGGGUGCCAGGGAUGCGCUGAGCCCCCCCGGCACGGGGACAUCGCAGCGGCCGAGGCGCUGCCGGGAGCCGCCGCUGCGACACGACGCCGUGCCCGGUGCCCUGAGAGCUCAGCGAUGGACCGAGGUGUGGGUCGGCAUCUCCGGAUAGACAGCGUGCACCCGGCGUGCUGAACCGCAGCGGUCUGGACAUCACCUCGUCCUCCUCCUUUCCGUCUUCCGACUUUCCUUUCGGUCUCCUUCCCACCGUCCAAUGUGAUCAGCCCCGAGCCUGGUGGCAAGGCGGGGGGGGGGCACACAGAUGCCUCGCAGGAGUUUCGACCGCCCAGGACCGCGGUCACGUCCUGGCGGGCAGCAGCUCGGUGGGGCUGAGCCCAUGCGCUCGGCUCUGCUCCUGCUGCUGCCCUUGCUGGCAGCCGCCGCCGGGCUGAGCCUACAGCAGGCCAGGAUGCGGCACCUGGGGGUGUGCCCCAACCAGCUGAACCCCAACCUGUGGGUGGAUGCUCAGAGCACCUGCGAGAGGGAGUGCCAGGCAGACCAGGACUGCGAGGGCUUUGAGAAGUGCUGCACCAACGUGUGCGGGCUGCGCAGCUGCGUGGCCGCGCGCUUUGCCGACGGCAGCCUGCUGGCACUGGAGCUGGGCCGCGGGCCGUCCUGCGAGAGCUUCGUGUGCGCCCAGCAGGGCUCCGACUGCGACAUCUGGGACGGGCAGCCGGUCUGCAAGUGCAAGGACCGCUGCGAGAAGGAGCCCAACUUCACCUGCGCCUCCGACGGCCUCACCUACUACAACAAGUGCUACAUGGACGCUGAGGCCUGCCUGCGUGGCACGCGCCUCACCACCGUGCCGUGCAAGCACAUCUUCACCUGGCCCGACACCAGCCCUGUGCCGCGCGAGACCACUGCCCGGCCCACCCCAGGAGCGGGCCCCGAGCCGCCGGUUCCUCCGGCGCUGUACAGCAACCCCUUCCACCAGUCGGUCCGCGCCGGUGGCACCGUCAGCUUCCGCUGCGACGUCAGCGGCCGCCCGCGGCCCGACAUCACCUGGGAGAAGCAGAGCGAGCGCGCCGAGAACUUCAUCAUGCGGCCGGACCAGAUGUACGGCAACGUGGUGGUCACCAACAUCGGGCAGCUGGUCAUCUACAACGCGCGCCACGAGGACGCCGGCAUCUACACCUGCACGGCCCGCAACGCCGCGGGGCUGCUGCGCGCCGACUUCCCGCUGUCGGUGCUGAAGCGUGAACCCGGGGCGGCCCCGCGGCCCGGCAGCCCCCAGCCCUUCCCCAGCGCCGAGUGCCUGAAGGAGCCGGACCGGCGGCGCUGUGAGGCCAUGGAGGUGCGCUGGCACUUCGAUGCCAAGCAGGGCUCCUGCGUCACCUUCCGCUACGGCGGCUGCGGGGCCAACAGGAACCACUUUGAGACGUACGAGGAGUGCCGCGCCGCCUGCGUGGGCAGCGCCCGGCCCACCUGCCUGCUGCCCAUGGUGCAGGGACCCUGCCAGAACUGGGAGCCGCGCUGGGCUUACAACUACAUCCUCAAGCAGUGCCACUCCUUCGUCUACGGCGGCUGCGAGGGCAACAACAACAACUUCGACAGCAAGGAGACGUGCGAGGACGUGUGCCCCUUCCCCAAGAGCCUGCAGUGCAAGGCGUGCCGCCUGAAGAGCAAGAUGGUGCUGAGCCUCUGCCGCAGCGACUUCGCCAUCGUGGGGCGGCUGAUGGAGAUCGUGGAGGACCAGGAUUCCGGCAUCGCCCGCUUCGCCCUCGAGGACGUCCUCAAGGACGAGAAGAUGGGCCUCAAGUUCUUCAAUAUCAAGUACCUGGAGGUGACGCUGAUCGACAUGGACUGGAGCUGCCCCUGCCCCAACAUGACGGCCGAGGACGGGCCGCUCAUCAUCAUGGGCGCCGUGCACGACGGCAUGGCCACGCUGGAUCCUGGCAGCUACGUGCGGGCUGCCAACGACAAGAGGGUGAAGAAAAUCUACGAGCUGAUGGAGAAGAAAACCUGCGACCUCCUCAACCGCUUCCAGGAUUAGGGCCGGGCCGUGUGGACACGGCCUGCAGAGCCCAGGGGGACCCGUUUGAACCCACAGCUUUUACUGAGCAACGAUCACCAUUCUGCAGCUCCAUCCCUGUAACUGCCACCCUGUGUACCCCCAGCCCAGACUGCAGCAAUAAAGAGCCGGGUGGGGUUGCAGAGGAGUCUGCCCAGACCUCCCCACCCCGUGAUACCCAUCCCACAGCACUGAAGCCCUCAGCAUCACCUGGUUCUGAUGGACCCCAAACCAUCACCCAGGCACUGUGGGUGCAGCACUGCAUGUGUGACACUGCUCCUUUCCUGCGUGGUGUGACAUGCCGUGCCCCCUGGCCACGAGGCGUGGUGUGUCACAGCCUGAGGAAGAUGAGGCUCUUGGUGUUGGCCAGCGUGUCAGCCUGAAAGCACCUGCAGGCUUGGGGGAGCAUUGCCAGCACGAGGAGCGCCUCCUGGAGCCCAGCACCCACCGUCUCUCUGGUUUCCACCAGCUGUUGCAGCAGCACUGCGACCCACAGACCACCAGCAGGGUUGCUGCAGGGGAGAGGGGGGCUGGUCAGAUAGAUGGAUGGACAGACAGAUGGGUGGAUGGACAGAUGUGCAGGCAGAAGCUUCAUCCUCAGGGCUCCCUAGUGCUGCCCUGUCUCCCAGAGCUGCCCUCAUCCUCCACUUUAGGACUCUUCUCAACUGCAUGCUGUGGGCAGUGUGUGUAGGAUGGGCAGUGCAUGUGGGGUUGGAAGGAUGGACGGACAGGGCCGCCAGCAGCUCCAGGCAGGCUGCUCAGACUCACAGGUCCCCAUGUCCCCCCCCCUCCCUUGAGGCUCCCGCCUCGAUUGAAGCCCACACAGCUCUGAGGGGAGAUGUGGCCUUCCUCAGUCUACAGCUGCCAGGACAUGAAGCCAGAGCUGCAGUCCAAGCCAUGGCUGCCUGCUGCCCCCCAGUCCCUCUCCCCAUCCCUGUUGCACAGGGGCCAAGCAAGAAGGGCCACAGCCCCUGAGGGGAACCUCUCCUCUGUGCCCUGCUCCUCCACAGUGCUUUGGGGGUGAUGCAGGAGUGCUGCUCCCCAGCCCACGGCACCCUUUCUGGUUCUGGGGCACAUGGCCAAAGCAGACCCUAUGCAGGGCUCACGGCACGCCCCGUAAUGCUGAUCCCUCCCCACUUGUGCCCACCUUUUUCCAUUGCACAGUCCCUGCUUGGGGAACAGCCCCACAUCAGCCCCAGGCAGGGAAUGCUCCCACACCCAGAGCCUCAGCUGCCAGCAGCAUCUCCCAGGUGGGAUCUCUGAUGUCUCAUAAUAAGGCUGUGCUUGCAACACCACCAUGGAGGGAUGGCAGCUCAGCAUUGCACAGGGCACCCCCAGCCCUGUCCCAGCGGGCUUCAGGAUCCUCAGCCCCAAAUAUGGGGAUACGGAGAGGGCCCUCAGCCUGCACACUGAACCUCUGCCCCAGCCCAGGGAUGACUUUUAUGGCGGGGCUCCUGUCGUGGUGAUGAGGAAGGACGCGGCUGUGCCUCACCACGGGCAGCUAUUUCUGCCCCUCUGCACCAGGCUGCUCCAAGGGCAAUAUUUCUUGGUGAGGAAUUCCUCCUCACUUAAGAGCCCGCGUUUAUUUUUGUUUCAUCAAUGGAAACUGAUCCCUUCCAGCUCAGUGCUGCAAUCCCUGGAAUGGACAUCUGGGUGCAACUUGGCCUGAGCACAUCGUGCAGCAGCCGGGAGGGGAGCAGGGCAAGAUGUAGGGCUGGGAGCAGGGCAUGGUGCUGGGCUGGGAGCAGGGCAAGAUGUAGGGCUGGGAGCAGGGAAUGGUGCUGGGCUGCACUGCGCAUCCCAUGGAGCAGCACUGCCUUUGCACAUGUGCUGUUAGUGAGAGGGCAGCCUCUGCUCUGCCAUUCGAUGGGUGCUGCAGUGCUGACAGUCGUUCCGCAGCAGAGCGAUGUGGCGCUAUGUGAGAGUGGAAUACUGUGGAUUUGGAUUUUUGUUUUUUUUUUUAAUAAAAGUAUCUAAGUGGAGAACCCAGGUAAUUUGGCUAUCUGGUUUGCAGCAAGGGGCAGAAUCCCAGAAUCAGAAUCCCAGAACGGUUUGGGUUGGAAGGGCCUUCACAACCCACCUGAUUCCAUGCCACUGUUCCCUCCCCAGCUCAGGCUGCCCAGGGUCCAUCCGUGACAGAUGUCCCCUCCACAGAUGCUCUGUGCAGUGGUGCCGGCA
Molecule: messenger RNA, 4400 nt
Organism: Tympanuchus pallidicinctus (lesser prairie-chicken)
Lineage: Eukaryota; Metazoa; Chordata; Aves; Galliformes; Phasianidae
Gene: WFIKKN1
Product: WAP, follistatin/kazal, immunoglobulin, kunitz and netrin domain containing 1
Exons: 2
Coding region: 474-2204 (576 amino acids)
Biological process (GO): negative regulation of transforming growth factor beta receptor signaling pathway
Cellular component (GO): extracellular region
Molecular function (GO): transforming growth factor beta binding; receptor antagonist activity; serine-type endopeptidase inhibitor activity
Source: RefSeq, a predicted model, not a curated record